AUGACCGUCGACGCUUCCACCUUCCAGUCCAUCCUCGUCCAGUUCCCCAUCCCCGACGAGGAUCUGCAGCGCAUCCAGAACGAAUUCAAGACUGUCUAUCACUACCCCAAGCGGAAUGCGGUCGUCCCCGAUGAGGUGUAUGCGGACAUUGAGGUCGCAUUCCUGAACACCAUGUGGGGCUUCCCCGAGUCGCUCAGGUCUCUUGAACAGAUGCCCAAGCUCCGUCUCAUCCAGACCAACGCAACGGGUGUGGAGGUAACAAUCAAGCACCCCGCUCUUCAGGCCGCAACCCCCGAGCAGCUGGCCUCCCUUGUUCUGUCCAACUCCUGCGGAGGUUACUGUCUGGGAAUCCCCAACUUUGUCCUCAACUACAUCACCGGCCUCUACAACUCAAUUCCGUCCAUGAUCUACUACCAGCGCGUCAAGAAGCGCUGGGCUGAGCCAUCUGACAUCAUGGACGAUGCUCGCCGGGUUGGCGCUUACGGUGCCCGUCCCAUCUAUGGCAAGACAUUCGGAUUCCUUGGCUAUGGAAGCCUCGGUCGCGAGUUUGCCCGCGUUUGUACCAUUUUCCCCAAGUCUAGGAUCAUCGCUGCGAACUCCACUGGUACCCGCACCGUCGAUGACACCUUCACCUUUGAAGGAACUGGAGACCUCGAGGCCAAGCUGCCAGAGAAGAUGUACUCCACCAGCGACCCCGAGGCAUUCAAGGAAUUCAUCUCUGAGUGUGACGUCCUCGUGUCCUCCCUGCCCUCCACAGCCAAGACCACUCACCUCCUUGACGCCGAGAAGCUCUCGUGGAUGAAGCCUCAUGGUGUGUUCAUCAACGUCGGUCGUGGAACCCUCAUCAAGUCGGAGGAGAUUAUCAAGGCUCUGGAUGCCCCCAACGGCCUGCUCGGUGCAGCGAUCGAUGUCACCGACCCCGAGCCCCUCCCCACCGACCACUUCCUUUGGGACCACCCUCGUCUCAUCAUCACCCCGCACCUGUCUGGUGAGGCGGAGAACGAGUUGAGCCAGUCCACCACUAUCUUGCUCGCCAACGUCAAGUGUCUCCGUGAGGGCAAGCCUCACCUUAACGACGUCAGCUUUGCAAAGGGGUACUAG
Messenger RNA from Apiotrichum porosum, 1101 nucleotides. RefSeq lists its product as uncharacterized. The coding region runs from base 1 to 1101 and encodes 366 amino acids. The transcript is spliced from 7 exons. Gene Ontology annotation, molecular function: NAD binding. The record is from RefSeq and is a predicted model, not a curated record. Lineage: Eukaryota; Fungi; Basidiomycota; Tremellomycetes; Trichosporonales; Trichosporonaceae.